AUGGGAGCCUGUGCAUCCAAAGCAAGUCUCCAUACAGAAGGCCCACAGGGCAAGCAUCCAAAGGAGCCAAAGAAAUCAAAACUUUUCAACAUCUUCAAGAAGAGAAAGGGCAAGCUCCCUACUGAAGAAGUAACCAAAAAUGAAGCUCAGACUGCUGUUGUUACUAUUGCUCAAAAUGAAGCUCAAGCUGCUGUUGCUACUAUUGCUCGGGAUGGAGCCAUGCCCGAUGCAUCACAUCUGCCAGAACCCAAUCAAGCAAAUUCGUUCACAAAAGAGCUACCAGUGGCAAUUCGACAAGAAAUACCAUCUAGGCCUGUGGGAAGAGGCCUAAAAAACCUCGGCAACAGCUGCUUCUUGAACGCUGCCGUGCAGGCUCUCUUACAUUGCCCGGACAUGAUGUUGUUAUUAGCCAACGGAGCUCAUGUUUGUCCAAAAGAGUGGUGUGGGAAUUGGUGCAGUUUUUGCAGUUUGAGAAAUGUCGGGCUUGAGCUGUUCAAGUCCACAUCAAAAGCGCUAAACCCUAUGCAUCUUUAUCGUGGUUUGAAGCAAUUGAUCCCGGAUAUGCAGUGGUACCAUCAAGAAGACUCCUUUGAUGUUAUAAGAGGGUUAUUGGAUACAAUUGCAAUUAGAAUCGACCCCCAGAACGCCAUUAAUCUGGGCUUGGAUGGCCCACCAGACUUGCUAGAUCUUCUCAAAAAGGAUAUGAAUGAGAACAUGGCUGAUUUUACUUGUGGAGGGUGUAAAGCCAAAGGAGAGACGUACCGUCAAACCUAUAUAUACAAGCAACCAGACAUGCUAGUAAUCCAAUUGAAGCGAUUCCACUAUGUCGUCAAGAAUGGAAUGCAUAUAAAGAUUUUCAAGAAGGUCAACGUUCCUGAAAAUUUGUGUCUUACUGACUUGCUGCAUGAAAAGAUUAAAAAGCAAAAUGCCGAUUACGAGCUUUCGUCGGUAAUUGUGCAUCAAGGCUCGUCAGUCAACUACGGCCACUAUUACAGCUAUGUAAAGGGUUUGAAAAACAACGCAUGGUUUGAGAUGGACGAUACAAAUGUCUCAAGGUCAUCAUGGCAAGAAAUAUGUAAUGAUACGCCAUAUGUGCUGUUCUACACAAAAGUGAAAAAGUCCAAGGCUGAGACGGCAUACAGAUCACCGUCAUUAAGCCCCGACCUCCAAGUACAGGCGACAGCGAGCCAACCUCUAGUUCCUAAACCAAAAGCAAUCGAAAUACUACCCACCGAUAAGACAACUACAUCUUCUAAAAAGGCACUCCUCCCUUUCUCUCAAGAGGCUAAACCAUCGGCAAUAAUUACCAAAGAGUUGCCAUGCUCUCAGAAUACAGCCAUAUCAACAUCAAUACAAUCGCCUUCAAUCUUGGUGGAUCCUGCUUGCCUCAUUAGAAAACAACAAGAGGCAGCUGAUGAAGCAUACGCACUUCAACUGGCACUUCAAUUUGCUAAUGGGAGCUACGACGAUACAACUUACGACGACGAUGCUCGCAAGCAGCUUGAGGCCGCCGAUGCCCUCUAUGCUAUGCAAUUACAACAGGAAUUCGAUAGCGCACUGCCUGAGCAUCUUGUAUCAACUUCACAGGUCCAUGGCCCUAUAAAGAAUGGACUAUCUUCUUCUGGUGUACGUGGUAGUAUGGAGUAUAUAGAUGAUCAAGAUCUGAAUGCAAUUGAGAGGGAAGAAGAUGAAGAAGCAAAGGGAGAGGAGGAUGAAUCAGCUAGAAGAGCUCAGAUUAUAGAGCAGGAUGAACACUUUGCAAGGAAAUUACAGGCGGAAUUUGACAAAGAAAUGAAUGGCAACCCUUCAUCGUUGCAGCCCCUUUUUAAUCAUCAAAAAGAUGGACAGGCUUCCGACUCUUUUACGUUGACACCAGCUCCUGUCUUUAAAUUUGGUAGUAUAGCUCCGACGACCAUAUCAUCUCCAGAUCUAUCAACGCAAUAUCCAGCAGCAGCUCCAACAGGUAAAAGUGGUAAUAUCGCAAGACCAACACCACGUACAAACAAAGCAGGCUCUGGUCCUCGCUCUCCACCACCUCGUCAUAGAAAUCAACCUGUAUCUGCUCCAAGAAGGCAAUCAGCACUACCUCCUACUCUACAAAUGUCUCGUUCUGGCUAUGUCCCAGUGAUACAACCGCCACAAGCUCAAUUCGUACAAACUGCAGGCUACGAAAUGGCCCAACGUCGGCCAAACGCCGCAGCAUCUCCUCCAUCUCGCGUAUCAUCAGCAAAUCAUACCGUCGAAGUAGAACAACAAGGAUAUAACUACCAAAAAUCAGCUCCCGAUGACUACGACUACAAUCCACGAUUGGAUUGUACCCUGUACCUCUCAUGUACCAAAAAGUCUCUUAAAUUGACACGUGAAGGUAACUUCGUAGUAGAUAUCCCAGUGCCUGAAGUAUUGUCGGUGGCUCGAUUCCGUAAUGAGCAAGAGUUUACGCCUUUGAGACAUACGGCUGUGUUUGGUGAUCCUAAUGAGUUUGUGCAGAGGGGUUACACCCUACGACAAAACCAAUUGGGUCGUGAAACUGAAUUGUUUGUCACUUUGUACAAGGAAGAUGACCGUCUGUUCUGUAAAGCAUCGAAGGCUGUUGAUAAGAAUAUCGCAAACGUGUGUGCCAAGAAAGGAACUUCGUUUUGGGGUCCUGAUGCAUGGGAAAACGUCUUUGUGUGUGUCAUAUCUGAUGGUCGUCCAAAGAUUCGCCCACGUAUAUUAAAUGUAAUGGGUGUCAUGGGUGCCUUCCAAGACGGCCUGAUGAAAACCUCCGUCAAUGGCCAAGAAGUCUCAGCCCACGUAUUCGAAUACACCACCCAAAUCCUCGUCGAUACCGAAUCUCUACAACGACGAUCAUCAGCUCAAGCUGUAGGACCCGUCCAAAUGAAUCUCUGUCUCAACGGAAGGAAUGCCGAACAAAUCACUGCAUUCGGUCGAGCACUCAACCCACAAAACUGUGCUCUACUUGAUGUCGGUACAAUGCCAACUGAUGCUUCAUUCUGGCAUUUGUGGCAUGCGGUCAAUCAGAAUCCUAAGGAUGCUGGUGCUUGUGCUGAAAGUUAUGCCGAAAUAUGUUCUCGUGGGGCCAAGCUGCUCAAUCCUUUGGUAGCAGCCCCGAACUUUGAACACAAGUUGCCCUACAUUCUCGACAAGCCCCUGGAAUCCGUGUUUGGUUUCAAUUCCGUCUUGCCAGUUGGCGCAUUCGCAGCAUACAGAUUCAAAGCACUACAAAAUGGUCCAGAUGGUACAGGCCCCUUGGAAAAGUACUUCUUUGGUGAAACUCUACAUGGCGCUGGAGAUGUUAUGAAAACAAACAUGUACUUGGCCGAAGAUCGUAUCCUGUGUUUCGAAUUGGUCACUAAAUGGAAGGAAAGAUGGGUAUUGCAGUACGUCAAGGCUGCUAAGGCUGAGACAGAUGUGCCAGAUACUGUGCUUAAAUCUGCUUUACAUCGUCAUCGCUGGUUGAACGGAUCCUUCUUUGCCAGUGUCUACGCCAUCAAAUGGGAAGAUCCUCAUGGUCGCACAGUAGUGCUGAUUUCAGAUAGUGUCGAUGCACGCAAGUAUGUCCUCAGAGGUCUGUCAAAACGCCACACUCAUCGAAGUCUAAGCCACCGUGACGAUAUGGAGCUAAGCGCCUAUCUCAGAGGAGCGACUGGAGUCUCGAAUCACUUGUCAAAAGUCUUGGACUGGCAUGUAUUAGGUUGUAUUAUGCAGUGA
Molecule: messenger RNA, 3711 nt
Organism: Synchytrium microbalum
Lineage: Eukaryota; Fungi; Chytridiomycota; Chytridiomycetes; Synchytriales; Synchytriaceae
Gene: SMI528
Product: chitin synthase
Exons: 18
Coding region: 1-3711 (1236 amino acids)
Biological process (GO): protein deubiquitination
Cellular component (GO): cell periphery; cell septum
Molecular function (GO): chitin synthase activity; cysteine-type deubiquitinase activity
Source: RefSeq, a predicted model, not a curated record